CGCGCGCCGCCCAGCCCCACUCGCGCAGCGCGGGCUUCCGCCGGCAGCUUUGUCCACCUGCCCGGCCCGCUUCGUCCCGCGCCGCCGCGCGCCGCGCGCCGUGCGCCGGAGCCCCGGGGCCCGGCCGCCGCUUCGAAGGGCCGUCCGGGACACCGCCCGCUGACCCGGCCGCGGGAAGGGGGCGCGCCCAGGCGUCGCGACGGGCCUCGCGCACCCCGGGCCACGCACGGAGCGGCCUCGGCGGCAGGGGAAGCGUCCCCGUCCUCACUCAGCAUGUCCCGACGCAGCCAGCGCCUCUCGCGCUACUCCCAAGGGGACGAUGACGGCGGCAGCAGCAGCAGCGGGGGGAGCUCGGUGACCGGGAGUCAGAGCACCCUGUUUAAAGACAGUCCUCUCAGGACCUUGAAGAGGAAAUCCAGCACCAUGAAGCGCCCGUCCCCGGCCCCCCAGCUGGGCCCCUCCUCAGACUCCCACACCUCCUACUACAGCGAGUCGGUGGUCCACGAGUCCUACAUCGGCAGCCCCCGGGCCGCCUCCCUGGCCAGGAGCGCCCUCCUGGACGAGCGCCUGCGCAGUGAGCCCUACUGGAGCGAGGACCUGCAGGUGAGGAGGAGGAGAGGCACCGGCGGCACGGAGAGCAGCAAGGCCAAUGGGCUGGCAGAGAGCCGGGAGGACUUCCUCGGCUCCUCCUCGGGCUACUCCUCGGAAGAUGACUUUGCAGGCUACCCCGACGUGGACCCGCACAGUUCGGGGUCUCGGCUGGGCAGCGCCGUGUCUCGAGCGGGCUCCUUUGUCUGGAUGGUGUUCACUUUUCCAGGCCGGCUCUUCGGACUCCUCUACUGGUGGGUUGGCACCACGUGGUACCGCCUGACCACAGCUGCCUCCCUCCUGGAUGUCUUCGUGUUGACCCGGUCCAGGCGCUUCUCCUCUUUGAAACCGUUCCUCUGGUUCCUCCUGCUGCUGCUCCUGCUGACCGGCCUGACCUACGGUGCUUGGUAUUUGUACCCGCACGUGCUGCACACUUUCCACCCGGCCGUGGCCUCCUGGUGGGCACUGGGCGGCAGAAGGCAUCCUGAGGUGUGGGAAUCCAAGGACGCGUCCCGGCACAUCCAGGCUGAGCAGCGCCUUCUGUCCCGCAUCCACACCCUCGAGCGCCGCCUGGACACCCUUGCUGCCGAGUUCUCCUCCAGCUGGCAGAAGGAGGCCAUUCGGCUGGAGCGCCUGGAGCUCCGGCAGGGGGCCGCUGGCCAUGGCGGCGGUGGCCUGAGCCACGAGGACGCCCUGGCCCUCCUGGAGGGGCUGGUGAGCCGCCGCGAGGCGGCCCUGAAGGAGGACUUGCGCAGAGACGCCACAGCCCGCAUCCAGGAAGAACUGGGCGCCCUGAGGGCCGAGCAUCAGCAGGACUCUGAAGACCUCUUCAAGAAGAUCGUCAGGGCCUCCCAGGAGUCCGAGGCUCGUGUCCAGCAGCUGAAGUCAGAAUGGCUAAGGCUGACUCAGGAGACCUUCCGGGAGAACUCGGAGAAGGAGCUGGGGCAGCUGGAGGCCCAGCUGACCAGCCUGCGGCAGGAGCUGGCGGCCCUGACCCAGAAGCAGAGCUCCGUGGCUAAGGAGGUGGGGCUCCUGCCCCAGAAGAUCCAGGCUGUGCGGGAGGACGUGGAGUCCCAGUUCCCCACCUGGAUCAGUCAGUACCUUGCUCGAGGAGGGGGCGCCCACCCCAGCCUCCUCCAAAGGGAGGAGAUACACACGCGGCUGCAGGAGCUGGAGAGCAAGAUCCUCGCCCACGUGGCAGAAACGCAGGGCAAGUCAGCGAGCGAGGCUGCCGCUUUCCUGAGGCAGACGCUGCAGAAAGAAGGCGUGGUCGGGGUGACGGAGGAGCAGGUGCACCGGAUCGUCAAGCAGGCCCUGCAGCGCUACAGCGAGGACCGCAUCGGGCUGGUAGACUACGCGCUGGAGUCCGGAGGGGCCAGUGUCAUCAGUACCCGGUGUUCAGAGACCUACGAGACCAAGACGGCCCUGCUCAGCCUCUUCGGCAUCCCCCUGUGGUACCACUCGCAGUCGCCGCGCGUCAUCCUCCAGCCAGAUGUGCACCCAGGCAACUGCUGGGCCUUCCAGGGGCCCCAGGGCUUCGCGGUGGUUCGCCUCUCUGCUCGCAUCCGCCCCACGGCUGUCACCUUAGAGCACGUGCCCAAGGCCUUGUCACCCAACAGCACCAUCUCCAGUGCCCCCAGGGACUUCACCAUCUUUGGGUUCGACGAAGACCUGCAGCAGGAAGGGACGCUUCUUGGCACGUUCACCUAUGACCAGGACGGGGACCCCAUUCAGACCUUCUACUUCCAGACCCCGAAAAUGGCCACGUACCAGGUGGUGGAGCUGCGGAUCCUGACCAACUGGGGCCACCCCGAGUACACCUGCAUCUACCGCUUCCGGGUGCACGGGGAGCCUGCCCACUAGCCCCUCCUCCCUCCCCCCCCCCCCCCCG
Molecule: messenger RNA, 2479 nt
Organism: Perognathus longimembris pacificus (Pacific pocket mouse)
Lineage: Eukaryota; Metazoa; Chordata; Mammalia; Rodentia; Heteromyidae
Gene: Sun2
Product: Sad1 and UNC84 domain containing 2
Exons: 18
Coding region: 274-2451 (725 amino acids)
Biological process (GO): nuclear envelope organization
Cellular component (GO): meiotic nuclear membrane microtubule tethering complex; nuclear envelope
Molecular function (GO): protein-membrane adaptor activity
Source: RefSeq, a predicted model, not a curated record